AUGGCUACUGGAAUCAAAAGAAGAAGAGUGAUUCACUCGUGUACUCACUGUCGUGAGAAGAAGCUGAAGUGUGAUAAAAUCAAACCAACAUGCGGGACCUGUACAAAGGCAAACAUCAAAUGUGAAUACACUGGUUUAGAUUUGGUUGAAUCAACUCUACAACAGCAAAUAUCUGAAGACCAAAUUGAUUUCCAUAGAUAUGGGAAAAUACUUUUGAAAGAUGGACCAUUAUCAUUUUUUACUAUAGUAUCAUUAGACCCAUUCGUGAAGUGUGUGUUGCACGUUGUAAAGGAUAAUAAAAGAUUACCAAUGAAAAUUCGUGAUGAGUUGGAUAGAGGGAAAAGAAAGAAAAGUUUGAUUCCAUCAAAUGAACUGUUUGAAUCAAUUAAACCUUUAAUUUCAAAUACUUUUGUUGUUUGGUCUUUAGUGGAUCAUUUUUUUGAAUCCGAACUUUUCAAUACUUGUUCAUUUUUUCAAAGAGAUGAUUUUAACAAAAAUUUAAUCAAUUUCAUUGGCCCUAAAUCAUACCCAGCGGUUAGAAGUAGAAUUGAUGGUCCAUAUGACUUCAUAUUUAUUGGAACUCUACUUGUGAUUUUGAGGAUUUCUUCGUGGUCAUUUUAUAAUGCAGGUUAUGAAGCUGAAUUCAUGCCCUUUACUGUGGAAUCUAUUGAUUUAGCUAAACAAUGUUAUGAAGAGGUUAGAUAUUCUUAUCAUCAUUACAGAACUCAACUAUUACAGUUUAUUUUGAUUUUGGAUUUUUAUCGAACUAAUUGUGCAGAAGAUCUUGAUUAUGUUGAGGGAUUUGAAAAUUCAGCCAAUUAUAUUUUAGCUCAAAGAUUGGCUAUAAAUUUAGGCUUAAACUUUGAAACCAAUGACGAACAUUUGAAGAGAUUAUGGUAUCAUCUAGUUGAACUUGAUACUAAUCAAUUUUUAAAAGAUGGGAAUUGUUCAUUCCUUAUUGAUGACAAGAGUUAUAGUACUCCGUUCCCACAAGAGCCAAAUGAUGCCACUAUUUACAUAAGGGAAAGAUUUAAAGUUCGUGAAUUAAUCAAACCUCUUGCUAUGAUGAUUACUGAUGUCGGGUUAAAGCCUUCAAUAAAAGAAUUAAAUUUGGGGUUGGAAAAACUAGAACAAUAUCUAAUAGAUCUAGAUUUGAAUUUCAUUUUGACAUUACCAAAUAAAGUUGAAAAAUGUGCAAAAUUCUUAAAUUUCCUGGACAUUAGCUCUUUGGUUUAUAUGGUUUUGUAUCACAUCUUUUUACACUACACAGGUAUUGAUACUCAAAAGGCAUUUGAAACUUUAGCAAGACUUUUAAGUAUAUCUAAUCCCGUUUUACAUGUGACUCAUUUCUUGGAUUCAACAAAGGACCAUUUUUACAAUCUACAACAACAAUUUGGACCAUCAUUUUUAAUUAUACCCAAGAUUUUAAUUACAUUGCACAAGUUUUUGCAAUUACAAAUAUCAUUGAUUGGGAGAACUAAUUACAUUUUACCAAAGGCCAAGAUUGAUGUUUCAUUUGAAGAAAUUAAAAGAAUCUCUUUUCAAAAUUCAAGAGUUAUCAUUGCAAACUUUGGAAGAAUCUCUGACAAGUAUUUUUAUGCCAAAAGAAUGAAUAUGAUUCAAACAGUUUUAUUUGUCAACACUUUUGGCACAACAUCUGAGUCACCAGUUGCUCCAAAUUAUAUAAAGUUAUUGGAUAAUGAACCAAGAGUUGUUUCCUCCAAAGUUUUGACGGAGUUGGUUGAAUUAAAUUUACAAGCUCAAGCAUCAGCCAGUGCUGAUCAAGGGUUGGUUGACUUUCCUGAAAAUGAUCUAUUAGAUGUGAUGUUGGAUCAAGAAUCAAUUGAACAAUUGGAACAAAUGCUUAAUGCGCAAUCUUUUUUAUACUAA
Messenger RNA from Hansenula anomala, 1890 nucleotides. RefSeq lists its product as uncharacterized. Gene Ontology annotation, cellular component: nucleus. Bases 1 to 1890 code for a protein of 629 amino acids. Gene Ontology annotation, biological process: regulation of transcription by RNA polymerase II. Lineage: Eukaryota; Fungi; Ascomycota; Saccharomycetes; Phaffomycetales; Wickerhamomycetaceae. The transcript is spliced from 2 exons. The record is from RefSeq and is a predicted model, not a curated record. Gene Ontology annotation, molecular function: zinc ion binding; RNA polymerase II cis-regulatory region sequence-specific DNA binding; DNA-binding transcription activator activity, RNA polymerase II-specific.